Molecule: messenger RNA, 1611 nt
Organism: Dendronephthya gigantea
Lineage: Eukaryota; Metazoa; Cnidaria; Anthozoa; Malacalcyonacea; Nephtheidae
Product: methionine aminopeptidase 1-like
Exons: 14
Coding region: 93-1286 (397 amino acids)
Biological process (GO): proteolysis
Molecular function (GO): metalloaminopeptidase activity
Source: RefSeq, a predicted model, not a curated record
CUACAUUCAAGAAGCUUUACGAAUGAAAUUUGUAAGGAAAUCUGGGAAAACGAAUCUCUAUAGGAAGGAUUUUUUAAAACCGUUUGCAAAAUAUGGCGACUGAUCUCAAUGAGAAUCUGAAUACCAAAUUUCUUACACCAAAACAAAUUAUGGCGAGCGAAGGAGAGACGCAUUUUUGUACGAGGGAAGGAUGCGAAAAUCAAUCUAAACUCCAGUGUCCAACAUGUUUAAAACAAGGCAUACAAGGGAGCUAUUUCUGCUCACAAGAUUGUUUUAAGAAUGUGUGGAACGAUCACAAAAAGAAGCACAAAAAAUCUGGAAAUAAAGUGUCAGCUGAUAGAUAUGAUCCGUGGCCUGGUUAUCGAUUUACUGGUCAGCUACGUCCAGCUAAACUGAGUGCAAAAAGGGAAGUUCCUGCUCAUAUAGAACGUCCAGAUUACGCUGAAACAGGAAAUCCAAUCAGUGAAUUGGAACUUCGAGGAAAUACCAUGAUCAAAAUUUUAAAUGAAGAGGAGAUUAAAGGAAUGCGUGUUGCAUGCCAGUUGGGACGUGAGGUUCUCGACGAAGCAGCCAAAAUGGUCAAAGUUGGGAUAACAACAGAUGAAAUUGACAAAGUUGUUCACGAGGCUUGUAUCAAAAGAAAUUGUUAUCCAUCGCCAUUAAACUAUCACGGCUUUCCUAAAUCAUGUUGUACGUCAAUCAACGAAGUUAUAUGUCAUGGUAUUCCAGAUAAGCGAGCAUUGGUCGAUGGCGAUAUUCUAAACAUCGACAUCACGGUGUACCACAAUGGUUUCCAUGGCGACCUGAAUGAGACGUUUUUUGUGGGGGAUGUUGACGAGGAGAGUAAAAAGCUUGUCAAGAUUACCCACGAGUGUCUCUACGAGGCUAUUAAACUAGUGAAACCUGGUGUCCGCUAUCGAGAAGUUGGUAACAUUAUUCAAAAACACGCUAAUAACAAUGGUCUAUCUGUCGUGAGAACUUACUGUGGCCAUGGCAUUCAUAGGUUAUUCCACACAGCACCCAAUGUUCCCCAUUAUUCGAAAAACAAAGCGGUCGGGGUUAUGAAAAAAGGUCACGUGUUCACGAUUGAGCCAAUGAUAAACAUGGGCACGUGGCGGGAGGAUGUAUGGCCCGACAACUGGACUGCUGUAACCCAGGAUGGUAAAAGAUCUGCUCAGUUUGAACAAACAUUGCUGGUUACGGACACUGGAUGUGAUAUACUCACUAAGAGAUUGGAUGCUGAUGGGGCGCCUUAUUUCGAAACUCAAAGUUCAAGGACUACAUGAGUGAUAUUGAUACAUUUUUAUCCGAUAAAAAAGUUCCCGCAAAAAUUGUCAAUUGAGUGAGGAAAAUUAAAACGCGACUGUCUAUAGUGUUCUUAUACGGUGGUUCACGCAUCUGAUGAUAUGAUAUGGAAAUAAAUUUGAAUAAAUUUUUCUUACUUGAGGUUGGAAUUUUUUUGUCAUUUUGCAAAACGCAAAAAUAUGUUUCAAAUACGGAUAUUGCGGUAAAAACUUGCAUGGGCAAGAUUGAGCCCACAAAUAAGCCUGUCCGCGGUUCCUCAAACGAGUGCUAAGUUCAUGUUACACUCACGAAACAUCGCAGGCGCAG